This is a messenger RNA of Danio aesculapii, 2206 nucleotides long. It is a transcript of the gene atcayb, whose product is annotated as ATCAY kinesin light chain interacting caytaxin b. Gene Ontology annotation, biological process: apoptotic process. The record is from RefSeq and is a predicted model, not a curated record. The transcript is spliced from 13 exons. Gene Ontology annotation, cellular component: cytoplasm. Bases 503 to 1522 code for a protein of 339 amino acids. Lineage: Eukaryota; Metazoa; Chordata; Actinopteri; Cypriniformes; Danionidae.
GGAAGCAGAGACUGGGAUGCAGUUGCUAGGGAACAGCGAGAGACGUCCAUCUUUUGCAGCUUGUUCCAGAUCCAGAGCAGAAGCACAAGACCGCCUUUUAUAGCAGAGGGAAAUAAAUGCUCGUCCGGAGAAAAACACAGAAAGAGACCAACGGGGAGGAGGCUGCAGGUGACAUCACAUCAUCCAGAGCGGGAUUAUAUGCUGGAUGCGGAGUCAGCCAUGAAUAAUCACACAUCACAGAUCAGCCUUUAUUUGUGGAUGAGAAGGGCAAUGCACAGAUGCUGAGGAGCUUUUUGGGAGCGUCCUGAAAACAUCCAGCCGGCCUGUCUUUGAGGAAAAGCGCGUAUACACAGAUGAACUGGGAGUAUGAUCUGAGCAUCUUCAUCUCAUCAACACUAUGGAUUUAAACAUUAGCUGAGAAAUCCACAGGCCUGAAGGUGAAGUCAUUGAGGAAUCGGCUCCGCUGAAGAGAAACUCUUGUGUUUGUGAUCCAGAGCAAAGGAUGGGAACCACUGAAGCCACUUUACGCAUGGACAACAUGGAGGUCAAAGACGAGUGGCAGGACGAUGAUUUCCCACGGCCUCUUCCUGAAGAUGGUGAUUUAGAUGGACUCACUGACAACUCUCAUCACGGCGCUCUGACGGUGGAUCAUGUGGACUCUGUCAGACAGAAGCGCCGCACGCUGAUCGCUCCCGAUAUAAACCUGUCGCUGGACAAAAGCGAAGGUUCAGUCCUUUCUGAUGACUUUCUGGAAACUCCAGAUGAUUUGGACAUAAACGUGGACGACAUCGAGACGCCAGACGACGACUCUCUUGGCUCCGCCAACAACGGCACCGAGCUGGAAUGGGAAGAUGACACUCCGGUGGCGAGUGCGAAGGGUCCGGGUGGAGAUGAUGGCGACGGGACGGGGCGUCUGUGGAGAAGUGUGAUCAUCGGGGAUCAGGAACACAGGAUAGACAUGCAGGCGAUCAGACCGUACCUGCGCGUCGUCACACAUGGAGGUUAUUAUGGUGAAGGGCUGAACGCCAUCAUUGUGUUUGCGGCCUGUUUCCUGCCUGACAGCAGCUGCGCAGACUACAACUACAUCAUGGAGAAUCUCUUCCUGUACGUGAUCAGUAGUUUGGAGCUGCUGGUUGCAGAGGACUAUAUGAUCAUCUAUCUGAACGGAGCCACGCCACGCAGGAGAAUGCCAGGCAUCAGCUGGUUAAAGAGAUGCUACCAGAUGAUCGAAAGACGGUUAAGGAAGAAUCUGAAAUGUCUGAUCAUUGCACAUCCCACCUGGUUCAUCCGCACGGUUCUGGCCAUCUCACGGCCAUUCGUCAAUGUGAAGUUCAUGGAUAAGAUCCGCUAUGUGCAGAGUCUGGAGGAGCUGGCUCAGAUUGUUCCUAUGGAGCAUGUGCAGAUUCCUGAGUGUGUGUUGCAAUUCGACGAGGAGCGAAUCAAAGUUCAGAGAGAAAGGCUUGAACAAGUGAGCAAGACAUCAGAGAGGCCACCCUCAGUGGCUGCAGAGGCCUGUCCCUGACGUGUCUCACUGGAUGCAGAGCAGGGACUCAUCUGUGCAUGUCAUUUUCCAAAGACGUUCCUUUAAAGAGCAAUCAAUCACGUGGACUAACUCAGUCAAAGCUGACGUUUGCAGACUGCAGUUUUUUCCAUUCACACUGAUCUAUGAGCAGCUCGUAAGUGUGAACCGCAGACAAACAAAACAAACAAACACUCGCCGACUGAAGGGCAACAUCUGUGCAAACUCCAGCAUCUUGUGUAACAGUCACUCGUGUGGUGCAGAUGUAAAUCAUGCUGUUUUUUUUAUACCAGCCGGAUUAACAUGACUUGGCAGUUUAAGCCAGUUCUGCUGCCAGCCGCUUCCACAAUGGGAAAAGUAUUCAGGCUGUUACAUAACGCAGCCGUUUACAGGUUAAAAGUCAAUGUGAAAUCAUGUCCGUCUUCAUGCAAUGCAAUGCAAAAAAAAGAUCUCAUGUCUUUUCCUGCUUUCUUGUACAAAUAUCUAAACUUUCCUACAGUAAAUCUGAGAUAGUUUUGCUUCAAAUGCUAAAUGACAUGUAAGGUAUAAAGUACAUCCAGCCGGUUGUUAUUGCAGAAUAACACCUAACAUUUGUUUCCAGUUUCCUAUAUUUUUGUCAUUCAAAACAUCACAGUGGAUUGUAAUGCAGAACAAAAUUACGUUACAUCAAACCCAGCAAGAACAUAA